Messenger RNA from Sinocyclocheilus anshuiensis, 3349 nucleotides. Its product is annotated as mannosyl-oligosaccharide 1,2-alpha-mannosidase IA-like. Gene Ontology annotation, molecular function: mannosyl-oligosaccharide 1,2-alpha-mannosidase activity; calcium ion binding. The transcript is spliced from 12 exons. Gene Ontology annotation, biological process: mannose trimming involved in glycoprotein ERAD pathway; carbohydrate metabolic process. Bases 224 to 2074 code for a protein of 616 amino acids. Gene Ontology annotation, cellular component: endoplasmic reticulum; Golgi membrane; extracellular exosome. NCBI's taxonomy places the organism in Eukaryota, Metazoa, Chordata, Actinopteri, Cypriniformes, Cyprinidae. The record is from RefSeq and is a predicted model, not a curated record.
CCAACGAGACUUUACACAGAUGUGUUUCAGGCGUGCUCGGUUGAGGCGGUUGGACUCCGUUCGCGCAGUGGGAUCAACUUCUUUCAGAGGAUCUACCGUCUCCUACUCGGACACCUUGAGUUCAAUGUAACAGUUAUCGUAAACAGUGUAGGUCAAGGUGAUCGGGGAGUUACUUUGUUGGAGAAUUUAACAUAUUUAGACGGGGUUUUAAACGCAGAAGAAAAUGCCUGUAGCUUCUCUCCUGCCUUUCACGGUCACUCCGAAUAGGAAGUCCACCAGCCCGACCUCCUUCAGGCUCACGGAGAAAUUCAUCUUGCUUUUAGUGUUCAGCGCCUUCAUCACCCUGUGUUUCGGAGCUAUCUUCUUCUUGCCGGAUUCCUCGAAGCUGCUCAGCGGAGUUUUCUUCCGCUCGUCGUCGGUGGAGGCAGAGACGCGCACAGGUACGGUCAGUGACACAAGCACCGGGACGGGCAAGGAUGAGAAGAUCCUGGCCAAGAUCAGAAAAGACCACGAAAAGGCGCUGAUUGAGGCCAAGGACACCCUACAGAAAGGGCCGAACGAGAUCAAGCAGGACAUCAACAGCGACAAAGAGAAACUUGCGCUAAACGGACAGGGGAAGGGAGCGAAAGCUGACAGUUUGCCGUUCGUCCAGUAUGAGCGUCCGCCUGGAGCAACAGGGCACGAGCCCGCGGAUCCUGACAUUAAAGCUAAAAGAGCCAAGAUUAAAGAGAUGAUGCAGUUUUCUUGGGACAAUUACAAGCGCUACGCCUGGGGCUCCAACGAACUGCGUCCCAUCUCUAAACAAGGCCACUCCAGCAAUUUGUUUGGUAGUCUCAAAGGAGCCACCAUUGUGGAUGCACUGGACACGCUCUACAUUAUGGAGAUGUAUGAUGAAUUCGAGGCUGCUACCGAGUGGGUGGACAGGAACCUAGACUUUAACAUGAAUGCCGAAAUCUCCGUCUUUGAAGUGAACAUCCGUUUUGUUGGAGGCCUGCUGUCUGCCUAUUAUCUCUCAGGCAAAGAGGUGUUCAGGAGAAAAGCUGUUGAACUAGGAGAGAAGCUGUUGCCGGCUUUUAAGACCCCUACUGGUGUCCCUUGGGCUCUUCUCAACCUAAAGAGUGGGAUCGGCAGAAACUGGCCAUGGGCGUCAGGAGGAAGCAGUAUUCUUGCCGAAUACGGGACACUGCAUUUGGAGUUCAUGCAUCUCGGUGCACUUUCGGGAAGACCAGUUUUUGCCGAGAAGGUAAUGAACAUCAGAAAAGUGCUGAAUCGACUGGACAAACCUCAAGGAUUGUACCCAAAUUACCUGAACCCUAACAGUGGACAGUGGGGCCAGCAUCACGUCUCAGUUGGAGGCUUGGGGGACAGUUUCUAUGAGUACCUGCUGAAGGCCUGGCUCAUGUCAGACAAAACUGACGAGGAGGGAAAGAAGCUUUACUAUGAUGCCCUGCAGGCGAUUGAGAAGAAUUUGAUCCGUAAGUCAAGCGGAGGGUUGACAUAUAUCGCUGAAUGGAAAGGUGGACUCCUGGAGCAUAAGAUGGGUCACCUGACCUGCUUCGCCGGUGGUAUGAUCGCUUUAGGGACAGAACAGUGUAAUCCCAUAAUCCAUUGUCAACAUGGACGUUUAAGCGAUGAAUUUGACAGCAUGUGUGUUUCAGGUAUGAAGCUGGGUCCCGAGGCCUUCCGUUUCGACGGUGGCGUAGAAGCCAUCGCCACACGGCAAAACGAGAAGUACUUCAUCCUGAGGCCGGAGGUCAUUGAGACGUACAUGUACAUGUGGAGGUUAACCCAUGACCCCAAAUACAGACAGUGGGGCUGGGAGGCGGUGCAGGCUCUGGAGAAGUACUGCAGGGUGGACGGGGGUUACAGCGGAGUGAGAGACGUCUACGCUAACUCUCCCAACCAUGAUGACGUGCAGCAGAGCUUCUACCUGGCUGAAACACUCAAGUAUCUGUAUCUUUUGUUCUCCGACGACGACCAUUUGCCCUUCGAACACUGGGUGUUCAACACGGAGGCCCAUCCUCUUCCUGUCAUUAAGAAACAGAACCCAGAAAUAGCAAACCAACUCAAGUAAUCUUCAUCCAACCCCAAAGCGCCACUGAGACGUAACUUCCUGAACCUGCUUUAACAGUGGACAAGAGCUAUGGACGCAACCCCCCUGUGGCUGGAGAGUUCUUAUCCUCCAGGACUUCUGCUGGAGCUUCACAUGUUUCUCCACAGCUGUCUCUUCUCGGGAUUCUGCAUGCUGCCCUGUCACCCCUAUCUCUGUCCCUGAUUCUGUGGACACGUCUCUGAGCCUCAGAGACCCAGAAGGAACAUAUUUCCUCUGUGAGGAGACCGAACCAGAUCAUUUUCCAUCGUACUUGCCCUCUCACACACGUUAUAAAGCCAUAGGUAAUUACAUCAAAUUGCAUCAACGUCUGUUUGUGUUUUUUGCAUCAUGUGCGUUUACAGGAGCGAAGCUAAGAGAUAUCCACUGAACUUUGCCGUCUCUUGCUCUCUGUUUCUUUCGGGAUGAGGUUUGGUUCGGUGUUUUGAGGCUUUAUUCGACAGCAAGAUAAUGAAACCAAUUCAACUAGUGCCUUUUAGUCUUACUGAUCAUUUUAGUCAAGUUUUAAUAUCGCUGUAUUUAUUUUCGCUUUGACCGAAGGUUUCUUCCUACUGGCCUACAGCCCUCCUACCCUCUUAAUGGAUGUAAGAAUCAGUCAUUUAUCAUUCAUUCCUCUACAUUUGUGAACUUACUUUGUUUCUUAAAAUGUGUACAAAAUGUGUUUUGAUUGUUUACUUAAUCAAUGGAGGAAGGACAUGUAAAAUAGAGUACUUUGUGUUAAUUUAUUACUCAAGAUGUAGGGAUUUUUUGUCUUUUUUCAGUGUGGAGGCCAGGAAACUACAGAGACUCUAAGAGGACAUGAUGAUAGGAAAAAAUAUGAGAUGAGAGGAAAAAUUUACAAACCAAUGCAUUAAAAACUAUUGUGUUUUCCCGAGAAGCUUUAUGUUCGCACGCAAACACACUGAAAUGUAAUUUUUCCUCCCACUUCUUUAUUUCCAUCCCAAACAUUUUGCAAGCAAAUGCAAAAGAUUUGUGAGCAAGCAAACAAGUUUUUUAUGAGCAAAAAAUUCUCUAUGGAACGCAGGUUUUGUGAGCGCAAACAAAAUUUUGGCGAACGAAAGCAAAAGUUUCUCUGUGGAACACAAAAGUUUCACGAGCAAACGGCAAGUUUUGCGAACAAGCGCAAAAGUUUCUCUGUGGAACGCUCAAGUUUCGCAAGGGAAUGCCAAACUUUUUGUGAGAGAACGCUAAAGUUUUGAGAGCGAACACAACGUUUCGCUGUGGAUUGCAAAAAUUUUA